AUGCUGGGAAAUGUAGUGAAGGAUGUGACGCUGUGCGUGAUAGACGGCGGCUACACUUUAGGAACAGAGGGGGAAAACGGCUCCAUUGAAGACAUUAUCAGUCGCAUCCAGGACGAGACAGACGGUGUUCCAAUCAGAACCGUCAAGAGUUUCAUGACAAAGAUCCCCAGUGUUGUUACAGGUGCAGAUAUAGUACAGUGGCUGCUGAAGAAUUUGUCCAUAGAGGAUUCAGCUGAGGCCAUGCACAUAGGAAGUCUGAUUGCAGCUCAGGGAUACUUUUUCCCCAUCUCUGAUCACGUCCUGUGCCUGAAAGACGAUGGUACUUUAUAUCGCUUUCAGGCACCAUAUUUCUGGCCAUCUAACUGCUGGGAGCCUGAAAACACAGAUUAUGCUAUCUACCUUUGCAAGCGAACCAUGCAAAAUAAGACGAGACUGGAGUUGGCAGAUUAUGAGGCGGAAAACUUAGCAAGACUGCAGAGGGCCUUUGCAAGAAAAUGGGAGUUUAUCUACAUGCAGGCUGAGGCCCAGGUCAAGAUCGACAGGAAGAAGGAUAAAACUGAAAGAAAAAUCCUUGACAGCCAGGAAAGAGCCUUCUGGGAUGUCCACAGACCUGUGCCUGGAUGUGUUAACACCACAGAAAUGGACAUCAGAAAAUGUAGACGCAUGAAGGAUCCACACAGAGUUAAGAAGUCAGUGUACGGGGUGGUGGAGGAGGGAACGCAGUCACAGAGCCCGAUACACAGUUCAUUUCAUCACUGCCGAAAAGGAACGAAAGAGGAUGUUGAAAAAGAAAUUUUAUUUCUAAACACCCAGCUAGAUCGACACUGUUUGAAAAUGUCCAAGGUUGCUGAAAGUCUGAUCAUUUACACUGAGCAGUUCAUGGAGUAUGACCCAUUUGUGACAUCACCUGAACCAUCCAAUCCCUGGACCAGUGAUGACCCCACUCUCUGGGAUCUGGAGAUGAGCAAAGAGCCCAGUCAGCAAAGGGUAAAGAAGUGGGGUUUCUCCCUGGAUGAGGCCUUAAAGGAUCCAGCUGGACAGGACCUGUUCCUCAAGUUCCUAGAGUCAGAGUUUAGCACAGAAAACCUGAGAUUCUGGUUAGCAGUACAGGGUCUGAAAAGGGUUCCCCAGCAGGAUGUUGUACAAAGGGUGCAAGACAUUUGGGCUGAGUUUCUGGCAGAAGGAGCUCCCAGCUCCAUCAACCUGGACUCGCAUAGCUAUGAAAUCACCAGCCAGAACUUGAAAGACCCAGGACGGUACAGCUAUGAGGAUGCACAGGACCACAUAUACAAGCUGAUGAAAAGUGACAGCUAUCCACGUUUCCUACGUUCCAAUGUGUACCAGGACCUGCUAACGGCAAGGAAGAAACCUGAAACGGAGCAGGGGCGACGCACCUCCCUGGAGAAGUUCACUCGCAGUGUGGGCAAAUCGCUUACAAGCAAACGACUCACGGGCCUCAUGCAGUCAUCCUGACGAGGUCUGGAUCCCGAAUAGGACCAAUCUUACCCACAGCAGAGGCGGGCAGAUAAGAAGCUUUAGGAAAAGGACUCUUGUGUGUGUGGUUGCAGCUUUGGGAGGCUGAGGGUGUCAAACAAACCAAGACUGCUGAAAUGGAAACCCAACACAUCUGGAUUGCACCUUCAGAAAAAGGGAGGACCAACAGCAUGCAAUAAGUCACCAGAGUUAGCACCAGGGGGUGCUGUUACACUACAGGUUUUCAGCUUUGGAGGAUUUGGUUCUGAAACCAGUAUUGAACAAGACUGAGGGAGAUUUUUUUUUUCCUCUAACUGCACUCAUUUUAUUAUGGUAGCUGAGGAGUUUAAUGCUUUACUUUCAGUGAUAUUUACUUGGAAUGCUUGAAUACUUUGACUGAUGUCGAAAUGAGACUUAGAUUAUUGCUGUAGCUUGGUGUUUUUUCCCACUUCACUAUAGGAUGUAAACAGGGAAGGAAGAAAGGCAGGUUUACAGUGAUUGAAACUUGAAAAGAUGACGGGUACAGAUGUGCAUCAACAUUUUAGUAUAUGUUGAAAAAUGGUUAGGAAUUUGUAUCAAUGACUUUUAAGCAAAAAUAGGAAAUGUGUGCUGCUCAGGCAGAGGGUCUUUCAAUACUAGGUUACAAAUACUUUUAAGAAUCACAGUUACCUCUAUGUUUUUCACUUUAAGA
Molecule: messenger RNA, 2164 nt
Organism: Cyprinodon tularosa
Lineage: Eukaryota; Metazoa; Chordata; Actinopteri; Cyprinodontiformes; Cyprinodontidae
Product: regulator of G-protein signaling 6-like
Exons: 17
Coding region: 1-1473 (490 amino acids)
Biological process (GO): regulation of G protein-coupled receptor signaling pathway; intracellular signal transduction; G protein-coupled receptor signaling pathway
Source: RefSeq, a predicted model, not a curated record